Messenger RNA from Diversispora eburnea, 996 nucleotides. Lineage: Eukaryota; Fungi; Glomeromycota; Glomeromycetes; Diversisporales; Diversisporaceae. The record is from the annotation of a GenBank genome assembly.
AUGGUCUUGAUUAAUGGUACAGAAGGAAUCGGAACUGGCUGGAGUACUUCUAUUCCAAAUUAUAAUCCUAAUGAUAUCGUCGAAAAUUUAAAAAAUUUAAUGGCAGGAAAAGAGUUAGUGCCCAUGACCCCCUGGUAUCGUGGCUUUAUGGGAAAAAUUGAAAAAAUAGGGCGUGAUAAGUAUAAAGUUAGCGGAAUUAUCGAAAGAGAUACCGUAGAUGAAUCCGUGAUUCAUAUUACAGAAUUACCAAUUAAAACUUGGACGCAUAAUUACGAAAAUGAGUUAAAGAAAAUGAUGGGCGGCGAUGAUAAUAAAACAACCGGGUAUAUUAAGAAAUAUCACGAUGAAAGUACUUUCUGGAGACCAAAUUUUGAAGUUACAUUAGAAGACGAGUUGAUUAAUGAUCCUGAUGAAGAACUCGAAAAAAAAUUCAAGACCAGCUCCAACCUCUCAACUUCUAAUAUGGUGUGUUUUGACAGAGAAGGUCGUCUGAAAAAAUUUGGGUCGGCUGAAGAAAUUCUUACUGAAUUUUAUCAUCUUAGAUUAGAAUAUUAUUUCAAAAGAAAGGAUUAUUUAGUAAAGAAAAUCGAGCAUGAAUGUAAAAGAUUACAGAAUAAAAAUAGAUUCAUUAAGAUGAAAAUUAAUGGCGACCUGAAAUUUGAAGGAAUGAAAAAGGUUGCAAUCGUAAAUUUACUAGAUUCAAAAGGAUUCGAUCGAAUUACUAGUAAAGACGAUUCUGAUACAGAGGGAGAAAGCGAAAAUAGAAAUGGAUUUGAUUAUCUUAUGAGAACACCUGCAUGGAGUUUCAGUGAAGAAGAAGCCCAAAAAUGUGAUGAUCAAUAUAAACAAAAAUGUGAAGAACUUUCAGUAUUACGUCAAACACACCCGAAAGAACUUUGGUGUGCUGACUUGGACAAAUUCUCGGAAGAGUGGGAGGGUGUCGAAGAAGAAUUCAAUAGAAUAGUUGAUGAAGCUUCAAAACGGGAAAUCGGAUGA